Anopheles darlingi is the source of this 3777-nucleotide messenger RNA. RefSeq lists its product as uncharacterized. The record is from RefSeq and is a predicted model, not a curated record. The transcript has 4 exons. NCBI's taxonomy places the organism in Eukaryota, Metazoa, Arthropoda, Insecta, Diptera, Culicidae.
AUGGACCGCGCUACACACGUCUCUAAUGAGCUUAAGCGUCAACGGCUGCUUGCGGCUCAGGUUUUACAAAAAGCCAACGAAGUCAGCCCACACACGACGCGCCAUCUGAAGAAUCAGCGGUCCCCGGAUGGUCGGAACUCUGGCGGAAGCUACUCCGACCCUUCCUCAUCGCCUUCGUCAUUCCGCCAGCAACAAGAAUCCAUAAACAUUACGGAGCUGGAGGAGGAGAAAACGAUCCACUUGGCCACAACGCCCAAAAAGUGUUCGUUCGAGCCUCAAGAGUUUGCGGCCCGAUCGACACUAGCGGAGCAGCAGCGGCAGAAACAACGACAAGCGGCGCAAUCCGCUACCGGCCGACCCGCUACUGGUAACGUGCCGGAUGCGAGCAAAUUUCUAUCGGCUGGUAUCGAGGAAAUUCUGGCCGCAAGUUUCGCCGAUAACAUCCGGUCGAUGGGCCGUUCGCUGCGCGAUAGCAUUACGGUCGGUGGACCAGGCAGCGAAGGAAUCAGCACACAGGAACAGAUUGCCGAUCUAAGCCUUCCGCGCACGGCCGAUUUGAGCAAGUAUUCGACGAAUUCCCUCUCCUCGCUGGCAUCUGGCACAAACCCCGGGAAAGACCUUUGGGACAUCUCGCAACCCGCCUUCGAUGGUGACUGGAUGAAGGAGAAGAUGGAUGAGCUGAGCAGGAUGGAAGAAGUCAGCUUCCGAGAUGGGGAGAAGAUACAGGAUCAGCUGCUAGAGGAUGAGCUGGAAUGGGAGCAGGAACAUGCCAUCAUACCGGAGCAAAACGCUAAAGCCCGUGCUCCCAUCAGUCCGAUUAGGGGUGUGAAGAAACCGCAGGCCGCGGAACGUGUGGACUUUUCCUGCUUUUCCGGUUAUCUGGUACCGGAGAGAGAUGUUUCUCGUAGGCAAUCCGAAGGAUGCAAAGAUACCCAGAAUGAUAGCGCCUGUUCGGUGGGGGAUUAUUUCAAAAUAAUGUCCGAUGACUUGAAGAACAUGGUCGGUGGUGAUCGCAUUAGCCCACCGCGGCGCACAAUGCAUCCGCUGAUCGACAUGACAAACGAUGCUAUCGGUAUGUAGAGUGUACGGCAUAGUUUGAGUUCCAUGGGGAAUAGUCCUAAGAGUCCGGCGAAGGCUAAACGGCCGACAUAUGAUAAGGAGAACAAGGAAAAUUCACUCAGCGUUUCGAGCCUCGCACGAGCUAUCAAUGCUAUGGAUUUAGAUGACUCACCACACAACUUAAUUAACAAACUGAAGCAAGUGCAGCGCACCAAAUCGGAACAAAUCAGCACCGCCACUUCAAGACAACCAACAGCCGGUGCGGCUGGCGGUGGUGGUUCAUUAAAGAAGUUCCAUAGCGAUCAAACAGUACCGCCUAAACCUGCACCACGGAUGGUCAAGCCGAUGGAUUCCAAAAUAAAGUCUCCGAACACCUCUCAUCAACCACUCUCCGAUACGAUGAGUAUUUCGGAAUCAAUGCUUGAAUCCUUCGCCGAUGGUCCAUUGCUUUCGAGCGGUAAAACAUCGAGCCCCAAGGGUAGUGACGAGAGCUUCUCGAUGCGCUAUUCAUCGAUGCCAUCAACAUCAUCGGCAGCAGUAACACCGGCCAUGAAUCGUCUGCAGCAACCGCUCAUCGACACAUACCGUGUUUCGACGACGACCAAACUAUCCGAGGGGCAUAUGGAUCUACCACCGGUACCGAGAAUACGGAACACGCCGAAAAACUGCCAGAAAAACAUUUUCCACAUCCAGCCUGCGACAGAGGAUGAAAUGCUGCAGAAAAGCACCAUGCAGGAGUUCGAUACCGAGGGUCAAUAUAUUGCUAAACCGAACCGUAAGCGUCGCUCGUGUUCGGCCACACGGCAAGAGCUGCAAAACGGCAAACGGAUGGUGGAGUUGGCCGUGCCAUCUGGCGAGGUGUACCGGGAUCAUCCGCGAUCGAAAUCACCUUCGAAUCGAGCAGAACUGAAUGCCGUCUGUGGUGGUGGUGGUGGUGGUGUUGGUGCUGAUGACGGUGAGCCAAUGAAGCUAACGCUCGUGCAGGAUGCUGCUGGUAGCAGUGAGUAUAUUCCCACACCGAAAAGCUCUCAGCGGACUAUCAGGACGAUUGCCGAGGUUGACCGUAAAUCUUUCCUUGCACCAGAGCCACGCACCAUGUCCCGUUCACCGUACAGUUCCCCGAAAGCUGACGCAGCCCCGAAACGUGUGUAUGAUGAGAUCGCGGAAAAGUACAGCAUUCCAGCACCAACACUCUCCCGAGCGGCCUCUCAGUGUUCUGGAAGCACCGAGUGGACCCACCGCAGCGACGGAACCACUUUGCCCCUUAAGGCCACCCAUAGCGAACUGUCCUGGGGUAGUACGAGGCUGCGGCGAAGCGAGAAUCGCUCUUUGCAAAUCAAAAACACUUCCAAUCGCAAGCUGACAGUGAAAGCCGUUAUCGUAGGUCCAGGUUUUCAGCUGUGGGGUCCCGAACAAAGCGUUGGACUGUUUAUCCUUCAAAGCCAAGAGUGUCGUACGAUCACAGUCGAGUUUUGCCCGACCACAAUCGGACCGGCAGUUGGUGCGCUCUCGUUUCAUCCACCGAACGAGCUGCACGUUCGCCGGGUCGUCAGUCUGUUCGGGUACGGAGGGGAAGCUUCAGUGAAGAUUGAAGGCAUCCAAAAGGGACCGAGUGGUCCUUUCCUCGAGCUUGGCAACGUACGCAAUCUGGGUCGUCCUUUAGAGAAAUCUUUCUCACUUUACAACAAGGGCAGCCUGCCGGCGUUCGCUCGCAUCAGUAUCGAUCGGAAAGGGGUAGAUCAAACCCUGCUCGCGACCGCCGUUUAUGUGUAUCCGCAGUGCACCAUCAUCGCACCGAACAGCUACGCACACAUCAAAGUGGUGUUUAAGCCAGGGCGCCAGGAGAUCACCAAGAUCCUGCAGAAGCAGGUGGACGUGCUGUCGAUCACGAACCUGCACAUCCUUUGGGGCGACGAACCGACACGACAUCGCAUUAGACGUAGCAUUGCCACGGCCAAAAUGAAUGCACUACAAGAUCCGAAGCUGAAGGCACUCUCCCAGAUUUGCAACAAGUUCGGUGAUGAGCCGGAACUGUCCGGAAUAGAGCAGUUUGCCGAGCAUGUGUUCAACACGAUUCACGAACUGUUCCUGACGUUCCGAGAGUACGAGCUAGUGCUGACACUUGAUCGUGCGCUGGACGAUACGUUGUUCGACCUUUCGAUAGCGGAUGAAUCGGGUGCACUGUUUAAGACCAUGUGCAACCCUUCGGAAGUCGGUUCCUCGCCCAACUUGCAAGCGAACACAGACCGGCAGAUAUCACCAGCCGUUGAUGCGGCUAUAAACGCGAUGGACGGCGUGCUUGGCUGCAAGCGGGACAGUGGUGAAUCCUGGUCAGUACGGCCGACGUCUCUGGUGUUUCGAGCGUCCUCCGAACGCACCAAACAGUUCGUGAUCAAAAGCAAUUUCUAUACGCCCCAGUACUUCGAACUGAACUGCAACUAUCGGCAGCUGUUUCGGCUUUCGCCAGCAGAAGGCCACAUCCGCCCUGGCCAGGAAGUGCUGGUAAAUGUGUCGCUACAGCACAUCCAACCGAUCGAUGCGGGUCUACUGAAACAGCAGCCGAUCUUCGUUGCGGUAUACAUUGAGAAUGAAAAGAUCAGCAUUCCGAUUCAGAUCCAGUACGGAAAAUGAGACUCUUGCCCACGGCUCAUACAAUUCCAUCCUUUUGUUCUGUGUGUACUUUUACCCAUCUACCGGGCCCAGUUUCGGGUUCCAGCU